Messenger RNA from Phyllotreta striolata, 2219 nucleotides. The record is from the annotation of a GenBank genome assembly. Lineage: Eukaryota; Metazoa; Arthropoda; Insecta; Coleoptera; Chrysomelidae.
GCAGUAGACACGCGUUCACUACGAGUUUUUCGAGUGCAAUAAUCGACGAUUUUGUAACGCGAAAAUAGCAAUUUCUGCUCAUUAUUUUUAAGCGAAUGACGUAUAUCUUCAAAAAAAGGUACCAAAAGAAUGUAAUACAAUAAAAAUAAACGUUAACCGGUCUUAAACAACGCGGUAAAACAACCAAAUUGUUAGUGACAAUUAACCAGCCAAAUUACACGCUAUUCUACUAAUUGUGCCGUGUAUGUUCCAGACGUGUUCCAGAGCCAUGGAAAGGAGUCCAAACAAAAAGAAAAGUGCCUCGGGCUUGGGCCAUUUAUUGAACGAAAGAACGAUCAAAACACCGACGUUCGUGUCCCCCAUUUUACAGCAAGUUGGCAAAUUGGCCGCUAGUGUCGCCACAGUCGGAUCGGAAUUAUCAAGCAAAGGCUCAGCAACAGGGAAUCCCCGUAACAAAUGCGCCCUUCAACCCGGACAUUCUCUUAUGGACUGGAUCCGACUCGGCGCGUCCGGAAAGGAUCUCACCGGGCUGGGACCUCAGGCAGGCCGGCUUUUUGUCACCAAGCAGGAGCUGGCCAAGCACAGCAAAAUCGACGACAUUUGGCUGGCUAUCAGAGGACGAGUGUACAACGUCACCGAAUACGUACCAUUCCAUCCGGGCGGACCGGAGGAACUGAUGAAAGGGGCCGGGAUCGAUGCUACCACUAUUUUCGAUCAGGUCCAUCCGUGGGUGAACUACGAACAGAUCCUGCAAAAGUGCUUGGUGGGGAACCUAGUUUCGGUGGAACCCAACGUCGAUACCGAGAGGUUAUUUUUUGGUUCAGCCACUGGUACUAAAGUUGCCGCUGAUGCGGAAAAAUUAGAUGAAAACGACACCAAUAAAAAUACCGCGGAGCCCGAACGGCCGUCGAUCGAGGAGAACGAGGAUCCGACGAAACGGGAAUCGGAAGAACCGCCAAUUUCGCUGCCCAGGUUCGAUUGGAUACAAAAACUGGACUAUAUCACGGCGAUAUUCUACUUGGGCGCCUUCGCUAAUCCUCUGGUGGAGGUCCUUCCGCCGAAUUCCGAUCACCAAGUCGACGUUUCGGUUACGAUAGGCGGAAAAGUGUACAAGAACGAAUUGGCCUUUCACGAGAACGUCCAAUGGCCGUGUUCGAUCAAAAUGACGUGGGAGACCGGUAAAUUGGAGCUGGUAUUCAAAAAAUCGUCGAGCCGUAUUUGGGAGAACUACGGGAAAUUGGUACAAAGUUCGUCGGACGUUUCCAACAGCAAGAUGAAAUUCGAUUGCGUGUUGAAGAAGAAAGUCCAAGUUAAUCAUAACAUUUACCUGCUGGGUUUGGAACGGAACGACGGAGGUCGAAUGGUCGUUCCUGUUGGAAAGCACGUUAGAGUUUUCGUUAACGUAGAAGGUCAAGAAAUAUCGAGGAGUUACACGCCCGUCCCGACGAGCCUCUUCGACGCCAUCGCCCUGAACGAUUCGACGCCCGACGAAAUUUGCCUUAUGAUCAAACGGUACGAGGCCGGCCUCGUCAGUUCGGCCGUGACGAAGAAGCAGCCCGGCGAUUCCGUCCGUUUGACCAAACCCCUCGGAGAUUUCGAUUUGAAGAGGAUAGAAAAGAGGGAGGCCUUUCUGCUGUUGGCCGCCGGUACGGGGAUCACCCCCAUGCUGUCGUUGCUCGUCUGUUUGCUCGAAAGGAGGGUGAAGAAGUGUCAGUUUGCGAGGUUGCUCUUCUUUAAUAGAAAAACCGAAGACAUUCCUUUCAAAGAGCAGCUCGAUAAAUUAGAAAUGGCCGACUCUAGGUUAAAAAUCGACCACGUCCUAUCGGAACCAGGAACAGAUUGGAUCGGUCCGAGAGGACACAUCAACAAAGAAAUGAUAAACGUCGCCAUCCAGCAACACAUCAAAGAUACCGGUUACACGAUACGCGAUCUAUUCGUCUUCGUUUGCGGACCAAAUCAAUUUUUGAAUUUGUCGCUCGACGAGCUGCAAAGUUUAGAGAUUUCGAACGAUCAAAUACACGUUUUUAGCGGAUAGCACGGAGACGGGGCGCGUCCUCCUCGUCGAUUUAUCCACUGCGAUAAUUAUUAUGGUAACGAUUCACAUUCCGAAGAGAUGUCCCAUGUCGAUGGAACGAACGUUUCCGAUUUCGUUUUCGACGUUUUCAAUUUUGUCGGGUUAAGGUGUUGCUAGAAAUAAAGUUGUUUUCGUUUUAAUUUUU